UUAACAUUUUCAACCUAGCAACUAAAUUGAACCCGUCUAGAAUUAUUUAUUGUAGUACAAUGAGUCCGUAUUGUCUCCAAUUACUCAAUCCACACAGCCUUCCACGUGGGACCACACUGACGCUACCCACAACCUGGGAGAGCAACUUUGAAAGCAAGAAUCAUUCAUUCAUAUCAGAACUUAGAACUUAGAACAUCCAAAAGAAACAAAAAUAUUUGUUGGGUGAUUUUCCUAGGAAACGGAAGCAUGGUGAUCUUUGUCGGCGGCAGAUUCUCCCGCCAGAAAAAGCUCCUCCUCCUCUCACGCCACUUCCUCUCCACCGCCGACGUCUCUUCAUCCACUUCCUCAAAACUGCGCACUAAAUACUCCUUCGUGCCUCCAUCCUCCCUUAAACCCCCCACAAACCCUAACCCCUCCAGGGACCCACCGCCCCAAAAGAAGCCCAAGCCCCGCUUCCGCCCUCCCUCCUCUCUCGACAGGGACGCCCAGCAACAGGCGGUGUCCACCUUGCCGUUCGAUUUCCGGUUCAGUUACACUGAAAGCAGCCCUACUGUGCGCCCUAUUGGUCUUCGUGAGCCUAAAUACUCCCCUUUCGGGCCGGGUCGUUUGGAGAGGGUAUGGACCGGCGUGUGUGCCCCCGCGGUUGACCCCAAACAGGGAUCGCCCCAAGAUGAGGCAAAGCUGGAGGAGGAGAGGAGGGUGAUUAGAGAGAAAAUUCAAGGAGAGCCAUUGACCAAUGCAGAGAGGAAAGCUCUGGUUGAGAGGUGUCAGAGGCACAGAACUAAGAGACAAAUCAAUUUGGGUAGAGAUGGAUUAACACACAACAUGUUGAACGAUAUUCAUAAUCACUGGAAACACGCCGAGGCUGUCAGAAUAAAGUGUAUGGGAGUGCCCACUGUUAAUAUGAAGAAUGUGUGCUCUCAAUUGGAGGAUAAGACAUUUGGUAAGAUCAUCCAGAGACAUGGUGGUUCGAUUGUACUAUACAGAGGGAGGAAUUAUGAUGGGAAGAAGAGGCCGGUGAUUCCAUUAAUGUUAUGGAAACCUCAUGAACCCGUUUAUCCAAGGCUUAUAAAAACUACUAUUGAUGGCUUGAGCAUCGAGGAAACCAAGGAAAUGAGAAAAAGAGGAUUAGCUGUUCCUGCUUUGACAAAACUCGCUAAGAAUGGCUAUUAUGCUAGUCUUGUACCCAUGGUUCGGGAUGCUUUUCUGACAGAGGAGUUGGUUAGGAUAGAUUGUAAAGGACUUCCAAGGAGUGAUUACAAGAAAAUUGGCUGCAAACUGAGGGAUCUGGUUCCUUGUAUCCUGGUAACAUUUGAGAAGGAGCAGAUUGUGGUAUGGAGGGGAAAACACUAUAAACCUAAAGAGGAUGUAUUUUUGCUCCCCGAUAGGGAAAUAUUUGACGAUCCAAACGAUACUUUGGGUAAUUUUCCAGAAGAAAAUGAGACUCGGGGCGAAAUUGAGUUUUGUUGAGGGGAGGAGUAAUUUGUUUGUAAAUGGUCUGCGGAUUAACAAUUUUUGAGAUUGCCAAAGUUGUUAAUGUUGUGGGACACCUUUGCCCAAUUUUUGAGUGGUGGAUGGUUGUCAUUGCCAAUGUUGUUGAGAUUGUCAAAAUUGUUAAGGUUGUGGGACACCUUUGGCCAA
This is a messenger RNA of Ipomoea triloba (trilobed morning glory), 1641 nucleotides long. Its product is annotated as CRS2-associated factor 1, mitochondrial. The record is from RefSeq and is a predicted model, not a curated record. The transcript is spliced from 5 exons. Gene Ontology annotation, biological process: Group II intron splicing. The coding region runs from base 247 to 1470 and encodes 407 amino acids. Gene Ontology annotation, molecular function: RNA binding. NCBI's taxonomy places the organism in Eukaryota, Viridiplantae, Streptophyta, Magnoliopsida, Solanales, Convolvulaceae.